AGCACCACCCCUUCCCAGAUUGUGUGGAGGCUCAAGGUCAUGGACAGAAGGAUCUGUGGUGUGCCAGUAUCUGGUCUGCCCUUGUUCCCCCAUAGCUCUUUGCUUUUGAGUCUUCCAACAGUACAGGAAGCAGUCUUACAUCCUCAGCCCAGACCCCAGAGGCCCAGCUCUUCCCUUUCCUCUCUGGACAGGCUGAAGGGCCUUUUCUGCAACCGUUUGAAGAACAGUGAAGCACACCUCUGCUUUACAGGAGAGAUGAGAAUGGCUCACUGUGAGAGUGGUUGUAGGCCUGUGAUGAGUGAGUGUGUGUGUGUGUGUUGUCAGCCAGGACUUCAGUAAAAAUACAUCAGUAGCAAAUAAACUCUAAACAUCUGUGGCCUCCUUUGGGGAUAACAUUCUAGAUUUUACAAGUCAGCUAUGGGAUGGGAGAUCCAAGUUUUCAUUGGCCUCCCCAGGGGUAAGGCUUAGAGGUACUUAUGGGAUAAAGAAGCAGUGUGAGGUGAGAAGGCAUCUGAGGUCAGACCACCCCUGGGAAAAGUGAUGUGGAGUGAGGAGAGGGUGGAAUUUUAUAUUUCUGGUCUCAGAAGCUUAGCCAUCAGGCCCAGUGAGAUGGCUCACCUGGGUAAGAGCGCUGGCUACACAACCCUGAUGACCUGGCAUCCCAUGGUGGAAGCAGAGAACUGGCUCCUGGAAGCUGUCCCCUGGGGGCUGCAGAGAGGGCUGCUGGAAAGAGCACUGGAUUUUCUUCAGCACCCACACAGGAGUUCCCAACCAUUUGAAACCCUUGUCUCAGCGGAUCCAAUGCCCUCUUGUGGCCUCCACCUGGCAUGCAUGCAGUACACAGACAUACAUGCAGGCAGAACCCCAAAUCCAUUUUUUAAAACAGUGUGUCACACCAUGCCAUAGUGCACAUUUCCCCUCUAGCAAUAAUUUAAACUCAUUUUAUUUAUCUGAAACAGACUGUGUAGCCCUGGCUGUCCUGGAGCAUGUUAUACAAACAGGUCUAGCCUCAAACUCCAGAUUUACCUGCCUCCGCCUCUGGAAGGCUGGGAGUAAAGGAGUGCACCGCCACACUGGACCUUUUUAUUUUUUAAUAACUCUGCUGGGGACUGAACCCAGGGAUUUUUGAAUUCUAGGCAAAGAAGGACUCUGUUAACUGAGCUACAUCUCCGGUUUCCGUCACACACUUUUGCAGGCCCUAAGUAAUGGAAAGUCGGUGUUUUCUGAAGGGUUAUUGACCUAGAAGCCUCAGGUGAGCUGAGAAACUAGAGACAGGAAGUUCACAUGCUGAUAACAUGUACACAAGGAGCUGGGAACACACCGGCAUCCCUCUGUUUACAACUUCGAGACUGCAAGGAAACAGGUCUGCAGGUGGGAUCGUCCACCCCCAAAACUGCCCUUUGCUGUCCUAUAGAAACCCCAAGCUCCUGACUGUCGCCCUUCAUUGUUCUGUGGACGUCGGGCUCUCACUUUCAUGUCCUCUCCAUCGAUCCUGAUCUAAAAUUUUUAGCUAAUUUUUAGUUUAGCAAGCUCAGAGUUCCUGGACGACAACACAGGUGAUCUAUUAACACCACUGUGAUCCAUCCACAGCAAGGCUGUAGGACCACACUCCUUAGGUGACCCAUGGAUGAAAGUCUAGCACUCAGAGGCAGUUGGAAGCUAAUGAUAGGCCCUAUAGAGCCAGUUCUUUUACUAAAAAGGGAGAGACAAACGGGGAGGGAACUGGGGGUUUAGCCUUUUUGGUAGUGUGUUUGGCUACCAGAAGAAGGCCCUCGGAAACAGCCCCAACACAUCAUAAACCCGGCUGGGUAUGAUAGCAUAUACCUGUAAUCCCAACAUUCAAGAGACAGAAGGAUCAAGGAGUUCAACUUCAUCCUUGGUUACAGAACUUAUUUGAGGCCAGUCUGGGUUACAUGAGAACCUAUCUAAAAAAAGAAAAAAAUAAGAAAAGGCCUUUAUGUUUCUCCUUAGUAGCCCCAAUCGACUUGAGAUUCUAGAGCAGUGUUCUCAACCUUCCUAAUGCUGCGACCCUUAAAUACAAUUCCUUAUGUUAUGGUAACCCCCGACCAUAAAUUAUUUUCAUUGCUACUUCAUAACUAUGUGUUAUGAAUUGUAAUGUAAAUAUCUGUUCUAGUUUGGUGACAGUGGCACACUCCUUUAAUCCCAGCAGAGGCAGGUGGAUCUCUGAGUUAGAGGCCAGCCUCUGCUACAGAGUGAGUUCCAGGACAGCCAGGGUCACACAGAAAAACUCCGUCAGGGUCUUUCGACACCACACACACACACCAAUCCCCUAAAGGGGUUGCGAUCCACAGAUUCAAGAGAACCGUUGUCCUGGUUGCAGCUUGUGCAAAUUUAUCCCCUAGUUUUACACACACCACACACACACACACACACACACACACACACACACACACACACACACACACACACACACACACACACACACACACACACACACACACCCCAAUCCCCCAAAGGGGUUGCGAUCCACAGGUUGAAGAGAACCGUUGUCCUGGUUGCAGCUUGUGCAAAUUUAUCCCCUAGUUUUUCCCCCUUGGCCUCUCAGGGCGAAGGGGCGGGAUCGAAGUAACUGUCCAAUGAAACGCGCCGCUAGCAGGGGCGGGACGCCGCCACGCAAAGCCACCAAAGAGACUGAGACUCAGACUUCGGAGGCUUGGGUGGUCUGGUCUGUCUUGGUAGUUGUCACUUCGGCUCUCUGCCUCCGGCCGGGUCCUGCUGUGAUCUGCAGGGAACCGGGAAUCGGGAGGGGGGCUUCCCUAGGACCUCCCGCAGGACGCGAUGGUGAGUGCAGCCGGGUCUGGAAACGACUGCUGCGUGACGCUGCGUCACUCGGGAGUCGCUCCCGAAUCUGCCACUGGCUCGGCUCCGCUUCGGUUUGGCUCCGCCCGGCUCCGGCUCUGCUCUCAGCACCGUAGUGGGGUGGGCGGGGCGGCAGCGAGAUUCCGCUGUGCGGAGUGCGGGAGAGCUACCUGCGGCCUGAGGGCCCCCAGCCCGUCCCUGCUCUCUAAGUGGGGCUGACUUCCCCAGUGUUGUCUCUGUUUACUGGAGGUCUCAAAUUAGCCACCCUAUUCCAGUGGAACUUUUCAAACUCAGCUGCCAAUGAAGGCCUUUGUUUCGGGUUCCCCCUUUCCACAUCUCCAGUAGCAGCUCCUCCUCUCCAGGUCACUGUCUUUCCCUUCCAGCCCCCCCACCCUAUCUCGUCCGUCCCCUCCCGCCUCCCCGGCCUACUCUUCUCACUUUCUCAACAGGGUUUCUAGAAUAGUCUAGCCUGGGUUUAAGCAGUACCGGGGACGGAAUCCAGGGCUUCUUGCAUGCUUGUCAGUACUGUCUGCUACAUUUAACUCCUCAUCCUCUCACCUUCACCUCCCAAAUCCCAAAUAUUUCGAUUACAGAUCUGUGCAAUCGCAGCUGGUGACCUUUCUACAUUCUAAAUACACACGUUAUUUUAAUUACAACUUUUCUUUAGGGCAAGGUUGGUUUGGCUGGUUGACUGAUUUUUGCAGUAUAGAGGAUAGGACCCAGGACUUUGAGCCUUAUUAUUGAACUGUAUCUCCAGUGUGUGUGUGUGUGUGUGUGUGUGUGUGUGUGUUAAUACUCCUGUCUCAUUUCCCUAUUGCGGUGAUUACAGGAGGAUAGCAAGUUUGGCUGAAUCGCUCCAACAAAGCCUAAAUUCUGCUUUGUUGGCUGUCUGCACGAAGUCUUUUGGAACUGUGUUCUCUAGGAUGCAUAGACCUGCCCUCUCGAUGUCUUCCCUGGUCACAGACAUUGAGAUUAAAGUUCUUUUUUCCGCAAACCUUUUCUGGGUCAGCUGCCCUUGAGGUAUAACUCCUAAGUCCUCCCUUUCCCUGUGGGGUGUCACCUUUAAGGACUUUAUUCAUUUAUUUGAGUCACAGUUUUUCAGAAAAAGCAAGUAGUUAAUCAAUAAAGAAAGGGCUGGAGAGAUGGCUCAGUGGUUAAGAGCACCCUCUUCCAGAGGUCAUGAGUUCAAUUCCCAGCAACCACGUGGUGGCUCACAACCAUCUGUAAAGAAAUCCGAUGCCCUCUUCUGGUGUAUCUGAAGACAGCUACAGUGUACUUAUAUACAUAAAAUAAAUAAAAAAUCUUAGAAAAAAAAAGAUUGAAAAAUGACAGUCAUCUUUCCCUAAAACCAAGAAAGGUAUGCAUUUCAUUAAAAAGGGAAGCAAAGGGCUGGAGAGGUGGCUAAGUGAUUGAGGACCCAGGUUUGAUUUCCAGCAUUCACAUGACUGUUCUCAACUCUCUGUAAAUGCGCAGCCCGGGGACCCAGCUCCUUCAGACACGCAUGCAGACAAAACACCUGUGCCCGUAAAAAUGAAUGAAUAAGUAACACAUGAGACUCGGUGGUCCUGCCCUGCCUUCCUCCACCCUAGCCUCCUGGCAUGCCACUGCUGCAAGGUGGAAUGGAGGACCGGUGGAGCCCUGAUCUCCACACCCUCUGCAGCCUGUGUACACCAAUAACAAACAAAGAAACAAACAAACAAGAUGGGCAGAACAUAGCUGUUGACCGUUUUCAGUAUGAGCCAAGCCCUACUGGAAGGAACUUUUGUGGUGCCUCCUUUCAGCAUGUGUCUCAGCGCUGAAGAGGGAGUGGGCGGAGUGGUGGCUGCUCAGGACUGUGAAUAGACUUUCGGCCCUAGGUGCUCAUGCUACUCCCUUCUGUCUGCUCUCUGUCGUUCUGCCGAUUUCCUUGUACACUUUUAUGUUUAAAAGCUCACUUUUGGGGUUGGGGAUUUAGCUCAGUGGUAGAGCGCUUGCCUAGCAAGCACAAGGCCCUGGGUUCGGUCCCCAGCUCCGAAAAAAAGAAAAAAGAAAAAAAAAUGCUCACUUUUAUUAUGCAUGUGUAGGUAAGUAGAUGCCUGCAAGUAUGUCAGUGCAUCGUGUUUUGCCCUCAGCGGCCAGAAGAGGGCACCAGAACUCCUGGAACUGGAGUUACAGAUGGUUGUGAGCCGCGCUGGGAACUGAACCUGGGACCUCCAGCAGCGCAGCAGGCGCUCUUAAGGUCAUCUUAAGGUCAUCUCACCAGCCCAUCCCGCACAAUUUUAAAGGGGGGCAGAGAGAGAAAAAACUGUGAUAAACCCUCCAACAAGUUCGACCUGGUGGCACCAACUGUCAUCCCAGCCUUGAAAAGGACUGGAAGGAAGAUCGUGAGUUGGAGGUUGGCCUGGGCAACAGCCAGACACUGUGGCUGCGUGUGUGCUGUGGAAGCAUGGAGACCUGAGUUUGGCUCGCUAGCAUCCAUCAAAGCCUAGUGUGGCGGUUUGACCCCUGUGCUGGGGGGGUGAGAACUGGUAAGGUUCAGGUUCAGUGAGAAGCCCCGCCUCUCUGCCUCGGUGAUAAGGCGGAAGUGGCAGAGCACAGUCCCUCUCAUCCUCCACACCGGCAUGGAUGUGGGUAAACGAGCGGAGGUGAGUGAAGCAGCGGUCAAAGUGGGCAGGUCCCUACGUUUCCGUGCCAGUGCUUUGUGAGAAGGCGGAUGUAGCCUGUUAACUGUAUCCAUUCACUGUAAACUAAAGGGGUGGAGACCAAAGAAGUAUCUGUGAGUGUCAGAAUACGCUGCGUGCUGCCCUGCCCUGUGGCAAGGAGACCAGAGAGGGUGGUAAAUCUCCUGGAGCUGGUGGUUGUGAGCAGCCCGGUGUGGAUGGCAGGAACUGAGCUCAGACCCUCUGAAGAGCCUCAGAGAUGCUGCUAACCACUGAGCCAUCUCUGCGACCCCUCAUGGGAACGCUGUAUGGACUGAAUGCAGGUCUCUGUGCUACAUAUGAUCUCUCUUCCUCUUGUAAACACGUAUGGGAUGUUUCAGGACUUAGUGGCCUUCGAGGAUGUGACCGUGAACUUCACCCAGGAGGAGUGGGCUCUGCUGGACACGUCCCAGAGGAACCUUUACAGAGAAGUGGUUGGGGAAAUCUUUAUGAACUUGGCCUCUAUGGGGGAAAGAUGGGGCCAGAAUAUUGAAGACUGGUACAGAAAUCAGGGCAGAAUCUUAAGCAACCAUAUUGUGGAGAGACUCAGUGACGACAAAGAAGAAACCAUCAACCAAAUUCUUGACCACGACCUGAAAAAGGAAAGCUCUCCUGGAGUAAAUCUCUGUGAAUGCAGUGUGUGUGGGCUAGCCUUCGUGUCUUGUUCAUCUGGGAAGGGUACACACACUGGACAGGGAGUACAUGACUACAAAUGCAGGCAGUGUGAAACAGCCUUCUGUAAUUACCCUUUCCAAGUCAGUGACAGGUCUCACCAUGAAGACAAACCCCACGGGUGUCAGGAACACGGGGAAGACUUCCUUUCUUUUACCAGCCUUGGUGACUUCGUUAUACCUCGGACUGAAGGUGGACCCCAUAAAUGUAACGUGUGCGGAAAAGGUUUGCACUACCCCAGCUCACUUAGGAUCCAUGAAAGAAUCCACACAGGAGAGAGGCCCUAUCAGUGUGAAGAGUGUGGAAAAGCCUUCAGUUGUUGGGGCUCAGUUCGACGACAUCAAAGGACCCACACUGGUGAGAAACCCUACAACUGUAAGGAGUGCGGGAAGGCCUUCAGUUCUCUCUCGGGCCUUAAAGGACACACGAUAAGACACACUGGGGGUGGACCUUAUAAGUGCAAGGAGUGUGGAAAAGUCUUUAACUCGCCCAGUGCACUUAGUAAACACGAGAGAACUCACACGGGGGAGAGACCCUUUCUGUGUAAGUACUGUGGGAAAGCGUUCAUCUGCUCCACCUCAGUGCGCAAACACGAGAGGACUCACACUGGAGAAAAACCCUAUGAGUGUCAGCGGUGUGGGAAGGCCUUCAUUUCUAACUCAGGCCUCCAAGGACACAUGAUUAGGCACACAGGCGUCGGGCCUUACAAAUGUAAAUUCUGUGGGAAAGCCUUUGGCUCUCCCAGUGCUGUUCUAAGGCAUGAAAGUGCUCAUGUCGUGUAGGGAGAGCCUUCACUUUGAGGACACGUCAGAUCCUGAGAAAAUCUUACCAUCCUAGUUCAGGUACAGAAAAGGAUUCCUGAAGGGAAGCUCUUGUUUAGAGAAUAUGGGAAAGACGUUGAGGGUUAGACUUUAUGUGGAAGCAUGAAGAGGCGGAAGAAAAACCUUACAAAUAAAAGAAUAAAACCUC
Messenger RNA from Rattus norvegicus (Norway rat), 7139 nucleotides. Its product is annotated as zinc finger protein 564-like. Lineage: Eukaryota; Metazoa; Chordata; Mammalia; Rodentia; Muridae. The record is from RefSeq and is a predicted model, not a curated record.